Messenger RNA from Prionailurus viverrinus (fishing cat), 5367 nucleotides. RefSeq names its product solute carrier family 7 member 6 (gene SLC7A6). Gene Ontology annotation, cellular component: membrane. The transcript has 10 exons. Gene Ontology annotation, biological process: amino acid transmembrane transport. The record is from RefSeq and is a predicted model, not a curated record. Gene Ontology annotation, molecular function: L-amino acid transmembrane transporter activity. Lineage: Eukaryota; Metazoa; Chordata; Mammalia; Carnivora; Felidae. Bases 377 to 1921 code for a protein of 514 amino acids.
UCUAGAUAUGCAUGAUUUGAGAUGACCGAGCUACUUCUCUGACACAUGUGUGGGCUGUUGGCUUCAGUUACACUCCACUGUGAGUGUGAUGGAACUUCUCAGUUGAGAAUGCUGUCCCUGCCAGGCAUAUAAAACAUACAUUUUACAUAGGGAGAUAUCCAGCUGCUUAUUAGGCUCGUUUUUUGAUAAGCUGCCUCUUACUCUUUGUUGCAGGGGUUAAGUGGCCAAGACAGACAGGUGGAAUUAGGCCUUGAUGUGGAGGCUUAAUUUUCUUCUCAAUACCUGACCCUUCAUAAUGAGGCAGCUUGUGGAAGUGUGAUGUUUGUUCAUUUCCUCACAGGCCACAGGAAACAUAAGUGUGAAGGAGACAUUUGCCAUGGAAGCCAGGGAGCUGGAGAGCCCCACGCCAACCUACCAUCUCAUUCCUGAGGCCAGCCAGCCCAGAGAGAAAGAUGUCAGCAUGCAACCUCAACGGACCAUGGAAACUAUGCAGCUAAAAAAGGAGAUCUCUCUGUUGAAUGGGGUCAGCCUGGUGGUGGGCAACAUGAUUGGCUCAGGAAUCUUUGUCUCACCCAAAGGCGUGCUGGUAUACACUGCCUCCUAUGGGUUGUCACUAGUCAUAUGGGCCAUUGGUGGGCUUUUCUCCGUUGUUGGUGCCCUUUGCUAUGCGGAGCUGGGGACUACCAUCACCAAGUCUGGGGCCAGCUAUGCUUAUAUUCUAGAAGCUUUCGGGGGCUUCAUUGCCUUCAUCCGCCUUUGGGCCUCCUUGCUAAUUGUUGAGCCCACCAGUCAGGCCAUCAUUGCCAUCACCUUCGCCAACUACAUCAUCCAGCCCUCGUUCCCCACCUGUGAUCCCCCGUACCUGGCCUGCCGUCUCCUCGCUGCUGCUUGCAUAUGUCUGCUGACAUUUGUCAACUGUGCCUAUGUCAAGUGGGGCACACGUGUGCAGGACACGUUCACUUAUGCCAAGGUCUUAGCGCUCAUUGCCAUCAUUGUCAUGGGCCUCGUUAAACUGUGCCAGGGACACUCUGAGCACUUUCAGGAUGCCUUUGAGGGUUCCUCCUGGGACAUGGGAGACCUCUCUCUCGCCCUCUACUCUGCCCUCUUCUCUUACUCAGGUUGGGACACCCUUAAUUUUGUAACAGAAGAAAUCAAAAACCCAGAAAGAAAUUUGCCCCUGGCCAUUGGGAUUUCUAUGCCAAUUGUGACGCUCAUCUACAUCCUGACCAAUGUGGCCUAUUACACAGUGCUGAGCAUUUCAGAUGUCCUUGACAGUGAUGCUGUGGCUGUGACAUUUGCUGACCAGACAUUUGGCAUGUUCAGCUGGACCAUUCCUAUUGCCGUUGCCCUGUCCUGCUUUGGGGGCCUCAAUGCGUCUAUCUUUGCUUCAUCAAGGUUGUUCUUCGUGGGCUCCCGUGAGGGCCACCUCCCAGAUGUACUGUCCAUGAUCCACAUUGAGCGUUUUACACCCAUCCCUGCUUUAUUGUUCAAUUGUACCAUGACACUCAUCUACCUCACUGUGGAAGAUGUUUUCCUGCUCAUCAACUACUUCAGCUUUAGCUACUGGUUCUUCGUGGGCCUGUCUGUUGCUGGACAGCUCUAUCUUCGCUGGAAGGAGCCUGAGCGGCUCCGGCCUCUGAAGCUGAGCCUGUUUUUUCCCAUCGUGUUCUGCACAUGCUCUGUGUUUCUGGUGAUUGUGCCUCUAUUCAGUGACACCAUCAAUUCCCUCAUUGGCAUCGGGAUUGCCCUCUCCGGGGUUCCUGUCUAUUUCGUGGGUGUUUAUCUGCCAGAGUCCCAGAGGCCACUACUUAUUCGGAAUGUCCUGGCUGCUAUCACCAAAGUCACCCAGCAGCUUUGCUUUUGUGUCCUGACCGAGCUUGAUGUAGCUGAAGAGAAAAAGGCUGAAAGGAAAACUGACUAGAGGCCAGAGGUGAUGUCCCUUGAGGCCUGGAAGACCAGCCACAGCCACCAAAGUCCAGAUGACAAGACUGUACAGGCCCAACUCUCUUGUUCUAAAGGAUCUUGUGGGCCACAUUAUGUAAGGGGGCUCAGGGCCAAUGGCCUGCUUUGGUGGUCACUCUCAUUGGGAGCAGACUCAGGGUCUGAGGCCAGCCUGAAGGUGGGAACUGUAUAGAAAGUGGUGGUGGGAGGGCUUGGGGUCAGGGGAAUAGUUGUUUAGUUUUGUUUCUGGUGAGUAGGUACAGCUUACCAAACACUUGGCAAGUUGCACUGGGGAAAAGGAAGUGCUAGGUUAAUAGCUGUGGCUGGUGGUUCUGAAUUUGAUAUUUGAGGUUUGAAUCAGAAGUCUCUACAAAAGGGGCUGCUUUAUGGCAAGUUUUCCUCUGACCAGGUCCAAGCAUCUGACUGUAGAGGCCUAAAAUGCUAUCAUUUCUUCCUGUGACUCAAAGUCUUUCCCUGGAAAGACGGCUGUAUUCCAUUAUUUAUUGAUAUUAUUUAAUCCAGAACCCCAGUUCUAGCAAAGCAUUGGUGUUCAUUCAUCUACCGAAUGCCAUAGACUGAUUGUAUUUAAAAAUUCAAAGUUACUCCAAACUGAGUCCCUCUGCCCUUAGAGGUGUCUCUGUGUGGUGGUGGAUCAGACUCAGACCACAGAUUUUUUGGUUUUAGCACAUUCUUCUGUUGAGUCUUAGCUGCAAAGGUGAACUUUAAAGAUUUUUUUAAACUCAUGUAUCAAUUACACGUUAGUCAAUAGGUCACAGAUUACAAGCACCUGGCUCAAAUCAGCAAGGACAAAUGAACAAAUUCAUGAGUCAGAAGUCUGGUAAUACUGCUAUUUUGAAGGAUAAUCCUUUAUUUUACUUGAGACCUUAGGUCUUUGUUCUAGAUGAUAAGAAGGUAAAUUUCUGGGUUUCUGGUAUGAACUUUAAGAGGACAUGAACUGUUCUAGAAUUCAAGUGGAUUACCUGAAUUCUCUCAGCUGUCAAUGGCUUAGAGACCAUCUCAUGGACCCAAGCCACCAAAUAGCUUGUUUCUUUCUGUAAGGGCCGGUGUGAGGGAUGCUGUGCAGACCCACACAAGCCCACCUUGGUGCUAGAAGUGGUCAUUUCCCUUUUCUGAAAACCUCACAUCACGCUGCAUGCUCCUCUUCUAUCCCCAACACUGGGCUCUGUUUACACUCCGAGCUGUCUUGGUGUGGAUCAUCGGGAUAGUGCAUACCUGUCCUGUCUGCCUCCGCUUGCUGGAGGUUUGGUGGGCCUGCAGUCUCAGGAAGAGCUUGGUACUUCUGUGGACCUCUAUUUUCUCCCUGUGGAGAUAGUGAAGACUUAGGGGGGAAAAAGCUGCUUCAUCCUCAAAUCUGGCUCCUCAGCAGACUGCGUGAUUGGAAGCAACUAAUUCUGGUGCUCAGGCUGUGCUUUAGCAUCCAGGUCAGGCCAGAGCAGAUUUGGCCUAAUGGAUGUUCGUUCCCUCAUGGACAGCCAUGGUUGCGGUGGACUGCACAUCUGUCCUGUGAUGUGUCCAGACACUGUCAUCCUGGGUCCAGAGGAACCUGCAGACUUGGCUCAUCCCCUGCCUGGACUUCUUAUCCUUUGGUUUUAGAAUUGGUCAAUUGUAAAGACAAGAAUGAGGCAAUCUCCCUUCCUGAUCAUUCUUUUCCACCAAAUGGCCCCAGUCGCAGUCAGGGGAAUGGCCUUGGUCAUACUUGCUCAAUAAAGACAGUCAGGGGAGCAUGAGCACAGCUGUCUUCGGUUCAGGGCAUGCAUGGAUGAGAAAAUGAGAGGACAUUCCUACUGUCAUGGGUUGGGGCAAUAGGGAGUCUGUGCAAAGGCUGACUUGCCUAGACUGUGUAAACUUGACUCCUGUCUGAGGCAAGAUGGCACUUUUCCCAGGGAUCCUCUGGAGCUAAUCAUUGAAGUGGUGUGUGCUUGUCUUGAGGAUCCCUGACCAAGGUUUUAGCUUUCUCCACUGAAGGAAGUGACCAGCUAGUCCCAAGAACUUGCUGCCCCCCACUGGCUCCUGGGGGAAGCAUGGGCCUCACACCCUAAGUGACCCCAUACAAGCUUAGUGAGCCAUGUCAUCCCCCUCUCAUUACUGGAUGGCACCUGCAUUUUUCCCCUCUGUGCUGGAUACAGACUUCACCCAAGAACCCAUCUGUGGGAGGGAAGCCAGAGACUCCCUACAGCACUCAAGCUUUGUGGUGGAAUUAAAUUUCUGCAAGGUCUUUGUUGUUCAUCUCCUUCAAUCCUUCUCCUGGUGUGCUAAUCCCUUUUGCAGUAGGCACAGUAUGUGAGGUUGUCAGCCUUUAAUGUUGGCAAACCUUAAUGAGUAUAGAAACAGCAGUGAGCGCAUUAUAAUGGCACUGAGUAGUUUUUAAGCCUUUGUUUCUAUGCCUACAGGAGACUAAGAUGACUAGUAUUACACAUGUAAAUUGCUGCCUGUUACUUACAGCACUGAAUUGUACCUUUGUGGAUAGUUAGGAUGGUAAACUAACAUUUUGUUGGUUUUGUAGCCACAAGAGUACAUAUGGAAUUUAAUCACUUUGGCAGGUUUAACAUAAAUCUAGGAAUAUAGGAAAGACCUACAAAAUGAACAUAAAGUGAAAGAAUGGGUGGAGGCAGGUUAGAGAGAGAUACUUAAGAAAUUAUAAAAGAUGUGGGUAGAAGACAUCCCUGUGCAACUCAUCUUUCCAUGUGAUGGGUGUUCGUGCCACAGGGCAAGAAGGCACAUUUUGAAUCAAAAUUUCUGUGUAUUAUUUUCCUAGACCUGUACUAUCCGGUACAGUUAACUAUUAGACACAUAUAGCUAAUUAAAUUUAAAAAUAUUGACUCCUCAGUUGCACUAAUCAUGAAUUUUAAGAGCUGAGCCACAUAUGGCUAGUGGCUACUAUUGUACAGUACAGAUAUAGAACAUAAUUAUUGUGCAUGAAGUUCUAUGGGACAGUGUUCUCUUAGAAGAAUAAAUGCCAACUCAGAGCAAAGAUGUGUGGUAUGGAAUGAAGUAGGGACAGUGUUUGCUUAUAGGGAGUCCAAGUUCCGUUAAUCACUUUUUAGUGAGUACUGUGCAUAGUUAACAUUUCUCAUUGGAAAGCUAAGUUCAGGAUACGCUUUUCUUUUCGUCACUUGCCUGAAGUCCUUUGUGUCUAAGGUAAAUCCUGAAAGCUGUCUCACUAACCACCGCCCCCCCCCCCCCCCCCCCCCCGCCCAUUUUUGGUCGAGGGUGGGGAUAGGAGAUAGGAGGUACAGUGGGAAAACAUGUAAAGCCAUUCAGAUUUAAAAGGUUUUUGAGGAGGGACAGCUGGGUGGCUCAGUUGGUCAACCAUCUGACUUCAGUUUAGGUCAUAAUCUCAUCGUUAGUGAGUUCCAGGCCUGCGUCUGGCUCUGUGAUGACAGCUUGCAGCCUGGAGCCUGCUUU